GUAAUUUGCCCCGCUCCGGCCGGCCGGCCACUUCGGCUUGGUCCUUUUCGCCGUAGAUAUAUUUACGAAUUCACACAAAAUGCAACUCGUCACAGUAGUCGUUGCUGCUCUCGCCGCGGGCCGCGUCACGUGGGCCAUGCCUACCACCACCCCUGAUACCAACCCAAAGAUGCUCACGGCCCGCGCCACCUUUUGCAAGAAGGUGGACCCGCCUCCGUCAGAAGAGGAGACGGCAAUGAGGUUCACCAAGUUUGCAGAUGCCUUCAUCGUCAGGAAGGAUAUCGAUGCUGCAUUCAGCUACAUUGCGCCCGAGUACAUUAACCACAACCCCACCGCCAAAGAUGGCGCCCAGUUCGCCUACGACCUCCUCAAGCCCUUCUGGGCAAGCCAGCAAAUCACCGUACUCGGCACGUUAUACAGACACCCCCAGGGAUGGCUCAACUACCGCUCCGCCUUUGGCACCAUCGUAGACCGGUACAGGUGGGAGGGUGGAUGUAUUGUCGAGCACUGGGAUUCAGGAGAGCAAAUGCCCAGCAAUGUGACGUCCACGAAUCCUUGAGAUUGGCGACGAGUGACGAGUGACGACUAACUGGUGUCUCUGGGACAAUCGCCCCAUUUAUGAAUUUCUUUUGUAUAUACCCAUCGCUUCAG
Molecule: messenger RNA, 651 nt
Organism: Pyricularia grisea
Lineage: Eukaryota; Fungi; Ascomycota; Sordariomycetes; Magnaporthales; Pyriculariaceae
Exons: 4
Coding region: 80-559 (159 amino acids)
Source: RefSeq, a predicted model, not a curated record